GGUGACAUUCUACAUAAAACCCCCCUCAAGUCAAGCCCUUUUUCCCAACCACCCCUACCAAUUCGAGAUUCUAGAGAGAGAAAGCUUAACAAAACUAAACCUUUUGUUCUGAUUUUCUCUCUCUAAACGUCUAUUCUCGAUUCGAAUCCACCGUAAUCUCGCCGGCAAACCGUCAAUUUGUCGUCAUCUUACAGAAAACCUAGAGAGAUAAAGCUCAACAACACUCAUUUUCUCUCUCUAAACGCCGAUUCUCGAUUCGAUUUGUUGUGAUUUCACUGAGAAUCUAGAGAGAGAAAGCUUAACACUAAUUUUCUCUCUAAAAGCCGAUUUUCGAUUCGAAUUUACCGGAUUCUCGCCGGCGAACACUCGUUUCGUCGUGAAACUGUUGAAUUCGUACCGGAAACAAUGCAAUCAAGCUCCGAGAAGAUCUCGCCGCUCGAUCUGAUGAGUGCGCUUUUGAACGGAAAGGUUUGGGACACAUCGAACGCAUCGGAAUCAGGAGAAUCGACGAGUCCACCGGCGUUAGCGAUGAUUUUGGAGAAUCGUGAGCUGAUGAUGAUACUUACGACGUCGUGUGCGGUGUUGAUUGGAUGCGUCGUCGUUUUGGUGUGGCGGAGAUCGGCGACGAAGAAGUCGGUGUUGGAGCCGCCGGUGGUUGUGGUGCCAAAGAGAGUGGUGGAGGAGGAGGUUGAUGACGGUAAGAAGAAGGUUACCGUGUUUUUUGGAACUCAAACUGGUACGGCUGAAGGCUUCGCUAAGGCACUUGUUGAGGAAGCUAAAGCUAGAUAUGAAAAGGCGGUAUUUAAAGUGAUUGAUUUGGAUGAUUAUGCUGCUGAUGAUGAAGAGUAUGAGGAGAAACUUAAGAAGGAAUCAUUGGCUUUUUUCUUUUUGGCUACAUAUGGAGAUGGUGAGCCAACCGAUAAUGCGGCCAGAUUCUAUAAGUGGUUUACUGAGGGCGAAGAGAAAGGAGAAUGGCUUACGAAGCUUCAAUACGGAGUGUUUGGCCUUGGCAACCGACAGUAUGAACAUUUUAAUAAGAUUGCAAAGGUGGUUGACGAUGGUCUUACUGAGCAGGGUGCGAAGCGGCUUGUUCCUGUCGGCCUUGGAGAUGAUGAUCAAUGCAUUGAAGAUGACUUCACUGCAUGGAAAGAGCUAGUGUGGCCUGAAUUAGAUCAAUUGCUUCGUGACGAGGAUGACACAACUGUUGCCACUCCCUACACAGCUGCGGUUUCCGAAUACCGUGUUGUGUUUCAUGACAAACCAGACAUGUUUGCCGAAGAUCAAAGUAUGACAAAUGGUCAUGCUGUUCAUGACGCUCAACAUCCAUGCAGAUCAAAUGUGGCUGUCAAGAAGGAACUUCAUACCCCUGAAUCUGACCGGUCUUGUACUCAUCUGGAAUUUGACAUCUCUAAUACUGGAUUAACAUAUGAAACCGGGGAUCACGUGGGAGUCUACUGUGAGAACCUAAGUGAAGUUGUGGAUGAGGCUGAAAGAUUAGUAGGUUUACCACCAGACACUUACUUCUCAGUCCACACGGAUAACGAGGACGGGACACCACUUUCCGGAGCCUCUCUGCCACCUCCUUUCCCUCCAUGUACUUUAAGAAAAGCAUUGGCUUGCUAUGCAGAUGUUUUGAGUUCUCCCAAAAAGUCAGCGUUGCUUGCACUAGCUGCCCAUGCUACCGACCCCAGUGAAGCUGAUAGACUAAAAUUUCUUGCAUCUCCUGCUGGAAAGGAUGAAUAUUCUCAAUGGAUAGUUGCAAGCCAUAGAAGCCUUCUUGAGGUCAUGGAAGCCUUCCCGUCAGCUAAACCUCCGCUCGGUGUUUUCUUCGCGUCUGUCGCCCCGCGCUUACAGCCCCGAUACUACUCUAUUUCUUCCUCCCCAAAGAUGGCACCAAACAGGAUCCACGUUACUUGUGCAUUAGUUUACGAGAAAACACCAGCAGGCCGUGUCCACAAAGGUGUUUGUUCAACCUGGAUGAAGAACGCUGUGCCUAUGACAGAGAAUCAGGAUUGCAGUUGGGCCCCUGUUUACGUUAGAACAUCCAACUUCAGACUGCCUUCUGAUCCUACGGUCCCGGUUAUCAUGAUUGGCCCGGGAACGGGAUUGGCUCCUUUUAGAGGUUUCCUUCAGGAAAGGUUAGCAUUGAAGGAAGCUGGAACUGAGCUCGGAUCAUCCGUUCUAUUCUUCGGAUGCAGAAACCGCAAAGUGGAUUUUAUAUACGAAAACGAAUUUAACAAUUUUGUGGAGUCCGGUGCUCUUUCUGAGCUUAUUGUUGCUUUCUCCCGCGAAGGCCCAACUAAGGAAUACGUGCAACACAAGAUGAGCGAGAAGGCUUCAGAUAUCUGGAACUUGCUUUCUGAGGGAGCUUAUUUAUAUGUAUGUGGUGACGCCAAAGGCAUGGCUAAAGACGUACAUCGAACCCUUCACACCAUCGUGCAAGAACAGGGAUCUCUAGACUCCUCAAAGGCGGAACUCUACGUGAAGGACCUUCAAAUGUCGGGAAGAUACCUCCGUGAUGUUUGGUAACGAAAAAACCGAAAAGUUGAAAAAAGCUUCUGUUAGCAAACUUAUUCGGAAGCAUAGGAGGAAAGCGGUCGAUGUUUCCGAUAAGAACAGAGCGAUAAGAAUAGAGCGGGAAGUGUAUUCGCAUUCGUUGUUAAUUAUAGCGUGAUGUGUUCAAAAAUUCUUUUUAUAUUCUUCUGUGUUUUACACACACGUGGUUUGGAACUUUGAAUGUGUAAUUUAUAAGGAGAUAGUAAUAGCUUUAUACAUAUACAUAUUUGGAAGCAGCAACUGUAGAAACCCACUUGUUAUGUAUGAACAAAAGCGGAUGUAUUUAUUUAUAGACGUCCUUUUCGAACUCGAGAGGUGUCUCUAAAUAACCUAAAUAGAGAUCAUGUUUAUCUUCGUGAA
Molecule: messenger RNA, 2916 nt
Organism: Helianthus annuus (common sunflower)
Lineage: Eukaryota; Viridiplantae; Streptophyta; Magnoliopsida; Asterales; Asteraceae
Product: NADPH--cytochrome P450 reductase
Exons: 17
Coding region: 406-2529 (707 amino acids)
Cellular component (GO): cytosol
Molecular function (GO): FMN binding; flavin adenine dinucleotide binding; NADPH-hemoprotein reductase activity
Source: RefSeq, a predicted model, not a curated record